Molecule: messenger RNA, 2552 nt
Organism: Drosophila teissieri
Lineage: Eukaryota; Metazoa; Arthropoda; Insecta; Diptera; Drosophilidae
Gene: dbo
Product: kelch-like protein diablo
Exons: 6
Coding region: 249-2120 (623 amino acids)
Molecular function (GO): protein binding
Source: RefSeq, a predicted model, not a curated record
AUACCAAUCGUUUCGUGUUUCGACUUUUCCAGGCCAACUAAAAAACCAUUUUUCCGUGGUGAAAAGUGCAAUUCGCGCAGGGAAAAUCUUCGAUGUGGUCCUUUUAAGCCAUCAAGAUUGCAUUUUCGAAAUUUUCCGCCUGCAGCUGGCCCUGGACGUGCUUUGUAUCCGUGGAGAACAGAGACGCAAAGAUAGACGCCGUGUGGGGUUGGGUUGCUUCCGGCCCGCUGCGCUUAGCAGCGAACAGAAUGGGCGACCUGCCGGGCUCGGGCUCUACCGCUCAACCACGGGAUGCUGCUGUCACCGGUACAGGUGGUAAUUCCACGGCUGGUGGCGGCUCCUCCGUUGGAUCAACGGCAGUGGACCGACCUCCGUCGCCCGCCCGCCUCUCCCACACGUCCGAGAAACAUCCGAAGGUCACGCUCACGGAACUAAAUAUGCUACGGCGCCAUCGGGAGCUCUGCGAUGUGGUGCUCAACGUGGGCGGACGGAAGAUCUUUGCCCACCGGGUCAUCCUGUCCGCCUGCAGCUCCUAUUUCUGUGCCAUGUUCACUGGCGAACUGGAGGAAUCGCGCCAGACUGAGGUCACCAUACGCGACAUCGAUGAGAACGCCAUGGAGCUGCUCAUCGACUUUUGUUACACCGCCCACAUCAUCGUCGAGGAGUCGAAUGUCCAGACCCUCCUUCCCGCCGCCUGCCUGCUUCAAUUGGUUGAGAUUCAGGACAUCUGCUGCGAGUUCCUCAAACGGCAGUUGGAUCCCACCAACUGCCUGGGCAUCCGCGCCUUUGCCGACACACACUCCUGCCGGGAACUUCUUCGGAUUGCGGACAAAUUUACGCAGCACAACUUUCAGGAGGUGAUGGAGAGCGAGGAGUUCCUGUUGCUCCCCGUCGGCCAGCUGGUGGAUAUCAUUUGCAGCGAUGAGCUGAACGUGCGCUCCGAGGAGCAGGUCUUCAACGCGGUCAUGUCCUGGCUCAAGUACAAUGUCGCUGAGCGGCGACAACAUCUGGCACAGGUGCUCCAACACGUCCGUCUGCCUCUACUCUCUCCAAAGUUCCUGGUUGGCACGGUGGGCUCCGAUCUCCUGGUGCGCAGCGACGAGGCCUGCCGGGAUUUGGUGGAUGAGGCCAAGAACUAUCUGUUGCUUCCGCAGGAGCGACCGCUGAUGCAGGGUCCUCGCACUAGACCGCGAAAACCUACUCGACGAGGAGAAGUCCUGUUUGCCGUGGGCGGAUGGUGUUCCGGCGAUGCCAUAGCCUCCGUUGAGCGUUUCGAUCCCCAGACCAACGACUGGAAAAUGGUCGCUCCUAUGAGCAAACGACGCUGCGGAGUUGGCGUGGCUGUGUUGAAUGAUCUACUCUACGCCGUGGGCGGUCACGAUGGCCAGAGCUACCUGAACAGCAUAGAGCGUUACGAUCCACAAACGAAUCAGUGGUCCUGCGACGUGGCACCCACCACUUCCUGCCGCACCAGCGUGGGUGUGGCUGUGCUCGAUGGCUUCUUGUACGCGGUGGGCGGCCAGGAUGGCGUUCAGUGUUUGAACCACGUGGAGCGGUACGAUCCGAAAGAGAACAAAUGGUCCAAAGUGGCUCCAAUGACAACUAGGCGGCUGGGAGUGGCGGUAGCCGUGCUUGGAGGAUUUCUCUACGCAAUUGGCGGCUCGGAUGGACAGUGCCCGUUGAACACCGUGGAGCGAUAUGAUCCCAGACACAACAAAUGGGUAGCCGUCAGCCCGAUGUCCACGCGACGCAAGCACUUGGGAUGUGCUGUGUUUAACAACUACAUUUACGCCGUCGGCGGGCGAGACGAUUGCAUGGAGCUCUCGUCCGCCGAGCGCUACAAUCCACUGACCAAUACUUGGAGCCCAAUCGUGGCCAUGACCUCCCGACGCAGUGGGGUUGGCCUGGCCGUCGUAAAUGGACAGCUGUAUGCUGUGGGCGGCUUUGAUGGUUCCGCCUAUUUAAAAACCAUUGAGGUCUACGACCCAGAGACGAACCAAUGGCGUUUGUGCGGCUGCAUGAACUACCGCCGACUGGGCGGCGGCGUGGGCGUGAUGCGAGCCCCUCAGACUGAGAACUAUAUGUGGUGCGAAAAUAGUUUUAAGCAACCAAAUUCCUAAAACUAACUCAACUCCUAUCCCUUCCAUUGCUGAUGAAAUGUUGUCUUGUCUCUCUUUUCCCCCGAAAACAUGCUAACAAAUUCAGGAUCCGGAAAGAUUCUGUUGUCUGAUGGGAACAGCAGCCGACGACGUUGCCCUCGCAAACGUUGCCGCCGCCGCACUUCUACUAACAAUAUCCGCAAUCGAAGCCAAAUCUAAUCGACUAAACAAAACACCUUUCCCCCCAUUGUCUAGCAGUAUAAUCGCUUUGUAUUAAUUGUUAAUUGUUUAUUUGGUAGAGCCUAAAGCGCAUGUCUGUUAGACUGUUUCAGAAUAGUAUUAGAGUUAGCAUUGCCCUUCUCCCCCGUUCACCUGCAACCACUCAUCCCCAUCACUUUGUGCGUAAUUAUAUAUAAUUUUACUGUAUGUUAAGCAAGUAUAUUUUAUAAAUAA